UCUUCUCUCUCCUUCUUACUUUCUCUUUUCUUUCUCUCCCAACGUUCCAAUUUCCUCUGUACUAGCAAACCACCCCAGCGGACCAGGUAAGUCCGAGUCCCCCCUUUACGCACAGCACAAGCUCUCAAAAAAGCGACACAAAAAAUGGGUUUUCUUUUCGUGAAAACGGUUGUAAUCUCCACCGGAAUAGUGUCCAUGGCAAUGGGGCUGAAGCUCACAGUUCCACUCCUCACCGAAGCCGUACCUUCCAUCUCCACCUUCUUCUUCACUUGUCUCACUCCUCCUUACCUCUACCUUCUCCUCAACUUCAUCAUUCUCUCCAUCUUCGCCACCUCUAAGCUCACCCACCACCACAACCACUCUCCGCCAGACUCGCCUCCCGAGACCCUCCUCUACCACGCACCCGAACCACUCAAGAUCUCGCAAAAUGACUACAGCGGCAUCGUUUCGGAAGAAUUCCUUUACGAACCACCGAAAACCAACGAAACCGUCACAAACGACGAGAACUUACCGUUGAAAACGACGGUUACCGUAUCCGAAGAAGCCGUUGGCAUGCAGAAGAAGGACUCCUCGGAUCUCGAUUUGGCGUUCUCCGAUGAGAACCAGAAACCGCCAGUAUCCGCCAGGUUCAGCCACCGGAAAGCUGCUAAAGCAAGUCCAGAAGGAGGGAAGAUGGUUGCGUUGGGAGUAGCGAAGCCGAAGAGGCAGGACACGCUGGAGAGCACGUGGAGGACCAUAACGGAAGGUCGGCCCAUGCCGCUGACCAGGCAUCUCAAGAAAUCUGACACGUGGGAACAGGCUCGCCGGAGCGCCACUCCGUUGACGGAUCUCAACGGCGGCGAAGGAGGUAAGACGCCUCCUCCUCCGAAGAUGAAGAAGGCCGAGACAUUCGGCGGGAGGGAGAACAACGUUUCUCCGGCUGGUGGCAGCAGCAGCGCUGGCAGGCUGAGGAAGGAGCCAUCACUGAGUCAGGAUGAGUUGAAUCGGCGAGUUGAAGCGUUCAUUCACAAGUUCAAUGAAGAGAUGAGGCUGCAGAGGCAGGAAUCGCUGAGGCAGUACCGUGCGAUGGUAAAUGGCGGAGUUCACUGAGAUUCAGAGACUGCCAUUGCUGUUGUUUUUACAGAUUUGCCCUUCGAAUUAGGGAAUAGGAGUUUUUACCCUUUUUGUUUUUUGUAAAGCAAUGGAUGAAAAGAAAUGGAUACGUUUUUGUAAUGU
Molecule: messenger RNA, 1215 nt
Organism: Arachis stenosperma
Lineage: Eukaryota; Viridiplantae; Streptophyta; Magnoliopsida; Fabales; Fabaceae
Exons: 2
Coding region: 145-1089 (314 amino acids)
Source: RefSeq, a predicted model, not a curated record